UUUUAUAGUUUUCAACGCCAGCGUAGGUGGCCGUGUGGGACAGUGUGCUUCAUGGCGGUGGCGGUUUUUGCGAUUCCGGACAGUAAAUAAAUCAUAAAAGGUCUCCCUGGAUAUUUCUCCACUGGUUAUUGGCAUUAGGACACCUCACAAGAGAGCAGGCGCUAAGGAGGCAAGGCUCUGAUGAUGGAGAAUGGACAGAGCACAGCCUCGAAGCUUGGCCUGCCGCCUCUCACCCCUGAACAGCAGGAGGCCCUGCAGAAGGCGAAAAAGUAUGCCAUGGAACAGAGCAUCAAGAGUGUGCUGGUCAAGCAGAGCCUCGCCCAACAGCAGCCAAUUAACAACCUUCAGAUCCCCAAUUCCAUACAGAUGGCCUCACUGACCAUGGCUGGCUUCGGUGACCCUCUUUCACCCUUACAGUCGGUUGCAGCACAGCGGCAACGGGCGCUUGCCAUAAUGUGCCGUGUUUACGUGGGCUCGAUCUACUAUGAGCUUGGAGAGGAUACCAUUAGACAAGCGUUUGCACCUUUCGGGCCAAUCAAGAGCAUCGACAUGUCCUGGGACUCAGUUACGCUUAAGCACAAGGGUUUUGCAUUUGUAGAAUAUGAGGUACCGGAGGCAGCACAGCUGGCUUUAGAGCAAAUGAACUCUGUCAUGUUAGGGGGAAGAAACAUUAAAGUCGGACGGCCAAGCAACAUCGGUCAAGCUCAGCCAAUCAUAGACCAGCUAGCCGAAGAAGCCCGCGCCUAUAACAGAAUCUACGUAGCAUCUGUGCACCCUGACCUGUCAGACGACGACAUCAAGAGCGUCUUUGAGGCCUUUGGAAGAAUCAAGUCCUGUAUGCUGGCACGAGAGCCUACAACAGGAAAACACAAGGGCUACGGCUUCAUAGAGUAUGACAAGGCCCAGUCAGCGCAGGACGCAGUGUCCUCUAUGAACCUGUUUGAUUUGGGUGGUCAAUACCUGCGCGUGGGCAAAGCAGUGACACCGCCCAUACCGAUGCUGACGCCCACAGCACCCGGGGGCCUGCCCCCUGCUGCUGCAGUGGCUGCUGCUGCGGCCACUGCCAAAAUAACCGCCCAGAUGGCAUGGAAUCUUUCCACUCCGGAGAAUCGGACAGAAGAGUUCCUCAACUGUCUGGAAGCGGUGGCUGGCGCGUCCAUCCUGGGGGCAAUGACGGCCGGCUCAGUGAACCUGCCACAGCUCCCCCAGGCUGUUAUGGCAGCACAGGCCCCAGGGGUCAUCACAGGCGUGACUCCAGCACGGCCUGUUGUACCCCAGGUUGGUCUAGUGAACCCUGUCUUGGCCUCUCCACCCAUGAUCUCUGCUGCUGUGGCUGCCGCACAGGAGGCCAAGGAGAAGAAGGACAAGGAAGAGGAGGAAGCAGCCCUAGAUGGGACGGGUCAGGAGAUGCUCAGUGAACAGGAGCACAUGAGUAUCUCUGGCAGCAGUGCUAGACACAUGGUUAUGCAGAAACUCCUAAGGAAGCAAGAGUCAACGGUUAUGGUGCUCAGGAACAUGGUCGGACCGGAAGACAUAGAUGACGACCUAGAAGGUGAGGUAACGGAAGAAUGUGGAAAGUUUGGUGCUGUCAACAGAGUCAUCAUUUACCAGGAGAAGCAGGGUGAGGAGGAGGACGCAGAGGUCAUCGUUAAGAUAUUUGUGGAGUUUUCAGCAGCAUCCGAGAUGAACAAGGCCAUUCAGGCUCUUAACAAUCGCUGGUUUGGAGGUCGAAAGGUCGUUGCUGAGGUUUACGAUCAAGAGCGGUUUGACAACAGCGACCUCUCGGCAUAGACUGAAAAAAAGUAUCCAACUCCUUCAGUGACCUGUUUUUGUUUCUCACACACUCACAGAUACAGCUGCUGACCGCUUUUCCCAGUGGUGCAGGCUUCACUUUUUAACCUGUAAUUAUUUUUUAUUGAUGUUGAUAUUAAUAUUAUUACAGAUCCCAUUCAGGGACAAUGGCAAACAAACGCUCAUGGAUUUUUUUUUUUUUUUUUUUUUUUUUAAUCACUGUUGUGUACUGUGAAGGACUGGAAAUGUUUUUGUAUUCUGUUUCCCCUCCCCACCAUCAGUUAGUUUUAAUUAGGUUGCAAUUUUUCUUUUGUUUAUUUCAAAAAGUACUUUUUUUCAGAAGACUCUCUACCUUGUUCUAAAACUUUUGGUUCCAAAUGUCCAAAAAAUAAAUUCUUCAGAUCUGA
Messenger RNA from Clarias gariepinus (North African catfish), 2198 nucleotides. It is a transcript of the gene puf60a, whose product is annotated as poly-U binding splicing factor a. The coding region runs from base 181 to 1791 and encodes 536 amino acids. The transcript has 13 exons. Gene Ontology annotation, biological process: mRNA splice site recognition; alternative mRNA splicing, via spliceosome; regulation of alternative mRNA splicing, via spliceosome. Gene Ontology annotation, molecular function: RNA binding. The record is from RefSeq and is a predicted model, not a curated record. Gene Ontology annotation, cellular component: precatalytic spliceosome; catalytic step 2 spliceosome. NCBI's taxonomy places the organism in Eukaryota, Metazoa, Chordata, Actinopteri, Siluriformes, Clariidae.